Messenger RNA from Lacerta agilis (Sand lizard), 2491 nucleotides. RefSeq names its product SIX homeobox 4 (gene SIX4). Bases 64 to 2469 code for a protein of 801 amino acids. Gene Ontology annotation, biological process: regulation of transcription by RNA polymerase II. The transcript has 3 exons. Gene Ontology annotation, cellular component: nucleus; transcription regulator complex. The record is from RefSeq and is a predicted model, not a curated record. Lineage: Eukaryota; Metazoa; Chordata; Lepidosauria; Squamata; Lacertidae. Gene Ontology annotation, molecular function: RNA polymerase II cis-regulatory region sequence-specific DNA binding; DNA-binding transcription factor activity, RNA polymerase II-specific.
AAGGGGGGGAAACCCGCAAACCCACACCACCCAACUCCAAAACAAGGGAGGGGGCGGUGGAAAAUGUCCUCUGCCUCCCCCACCGCCCCGAUCCCCGGCGUGGUGGCGGCGAUCAAGCAGGAAAACGUGCUGGCGGACAUGCUCUCCGGCGUCGGGGCGCCCGAGAAGGCAGCCCGGGAAGGCUGCGCGCCGCCUUUCGCCAGGAAGCAGGAGGAAGACGACGACGACGGGGAGGACGAAGACGACGAAGACGAGGAGGAGGCAGCGGCGGAGGCGGCGGACCAGGUCCUGCUCCACGCCGAGCUGCUGGUGCGCAACCAGCACCAGCGCCACGCUGCCCUCGCCGCCGCCGCCGCCUGCUCCUCGCCGUCUCCCGCCUCGCCUUGUUCGCCGUCGCCGCCGCAGGCUCCGCUGGCUUUCUCCCCGGAGCACGUCGCGUGCGUGUGCGAGGCUCUCCAGCAAGGCGGCCACCUGGACCGGCUGGCGCGGUUCCUGUGGUCGCUGCCGCGGAGCGACCUGCUACGUGGCAACGAGAGCCUGCUGAAGGCGCGCGCGCUGGUGGCUUUCCACCAGGGUCUUUACGCGGAGCUGUACGGCAUCCUGGAGAGCCACAGCUUCGACGCCGCCAACCACGCGCUGCUGCAGGAGCUGUGGUACAAGGCGCGCUAUAGCGAGGCGGAGAGGGCCCGCGGGCGGCCCCUGGGCGCCGUCGACAAGUACCGCCUGCGCAGGAAGUUCCCCUUGCCGCGGACCAUCUGGGACGGCGAGGAGACGGUGUACUGCUUCAAGGAGAGGUCGCGCAACGCGCUCAAGGAGCUCUACAAGCAGAACCGCUACCCGUCGCCCGCCGAGAAGCGCAACCUGGCCAAGGUCACCGGGCUCUCGCUCACGCAGGUCAGCAACUGGUUCAAGAACCGACGGCAGAGGGAUCGCAACCCCUCCGAGCCGCAGUCCAAGAGCGAGUCGGAUGGCAACCCCAGCACGGAAGAUGAGUCUAGCAAGGGGCAAGAAGACUUGUCUCCCCACCCGCUUGCCAGCGCCUCUGACGGAAGUGCCACCUUGAGCCUUCCUGGCCACAUGGAGACUGUCUACAUGCAGCAGCUUGGGAACUCCAAAAUAUCUCUAAGCUCCCCGGGGGUUUUGUUGAACGGGAACUUGGUGCCCGCCAACCCGUCCCCCGUUUUCCUUAACGGCACCUCCUUCAUCCAGGGGCCCAACGGGGUCCUCCUCAAUGGGCUCAACGUGGGCGCCGCCUCGCAAGCGGUGCCGCUGAAUCCGCCCAAAACGUCUCUGAGCGCUUUGAGCAACGGCAUGCCCUUGGCCGACAUGCUGGCCUCUUCGUCGGAAGACGUGAAGGACUUCAAAAUCCUCCAGACUUCCAUGUCCAACUCCGCGGCCCCGUCGACGACGACGACGACAGCAUACAGCCCCAGUUCUGCCUCUUUCUCAGGUCUGAUACCAAGCCUUGAGGUGAAGAGGGAAGAAAGCGAAGAAGCCAUCGCCUCGCAAGACGGCGGCUCCAUUGUUACCUUCACAGGCCCUGUCCAAAUAAACCAGUAUGGCGUCGUCCAGAUUCCCAAUUCGGCAACAAACGGAGGCCAGCUCCUCAACGGAGGCAUCAGUUUUUCGCCGGUGCAGCUCCCUCCUGUAUCAACAGCAACUUCCCAAGGCAACCUGCCGCUAAAUCAAAGCACACCGAGCAGCGGCACGUUCACAAGCGACUCGGCCGCGACACAGCAAGGGAAAGUGUUUUUCAGCAACCUCCCUCCCAGCGCGGUGGUGUACACGCUCCCCAACUCGAGCCAGGCAAUCGGGCCAGUCAAGCAGGAAGGCCUGGAGGCGAGCCUGGUGUUUUCUCAAGUAAUGUCGCUCGGCCAGAACCCGCAACUCCACGCAACCCUGCCUUCGGACAGCCUCUCCGGCGGGGGCCUGCAGGCAGGGCCUUCCUCGCUCGUCAACGUCACCCUGUCGCAUAACUUUUCCCUGGGACCGGCCACUCUGAUAAACUCCGAAGAACUCGGCUCACCCGUGUCCGAGAGCCCGCCCCUGUCGGCCCCCGCCACAAGCGGGGCUACCGUGGUCUCCAUCACCAACUCAAACUAUGCAACGCUCCAGAACUGCUCCCUCCUCUCCGGCCACGACCUGAUGUCCAUUUCGGCGACGCAGCCGGCGCUCGGUGGGAUCGGCCAGGCCAUUGGCAGCCACGUCGGACCCCACCCGUCGGCGCAGGUUCACCCCCAUUUCGCCCGGGAGCAGCGGUUGGUGCUGCAGCCGGUCACCAGCCUAAAGGAAAACUUCUUGUCCGAGGCCGAGAGCAAAUCCGCUAGCGCCUUGAUGAUGCUGGAUUCGAAAACCAAAUACGUAAUGAGCAAUAUGGUCGACGCAAUCUGCGAGGAGCUGGAGACAGACAAAAAGCAGCUGGCCAAGCUCCAGACAGUGCAAAUGGACGAAGAUAUGCAAGACUUGUAAAUUAAUAAUAAUAAUAAUAAUA